Nothobranchius furzeri (turquoise killifish) is the source of this 2786-nucleotide messenger RNA. It is a transcript of the gene tfip11, whose product is annotated as tuftelin interacting protein 11. Lineage: Eukaryota; Metazoa; Chordata; Actinopteri; Cyprinodontiformes; Nothobranchiidae. Gene Ontology annotation, molecular function: nucleic acid binding. Gene Ontology annotation, biological process: spliceosomal complex disassembly. Gene Ontology annotation, cellular component: U2-type post-mRNA release spliceosomal complex. The record is from RefSeq and is a predicted model, not a curated record.
GAAGUGACACGGCUAAACCGGAAGAACUUGCUUUUGACAAAAAUAUAUCAUUCGUCAACAGUUCGUGUCUCUGCAGUUCGUCUUAUUACCACAUAAGAUAUGUGUUUUUGAUCUCAGACCAAGGUUGUAAUUAAUAUUUUAAGAUGUCAAUGUCCCACCUUUACGGGCGGAGGGAGGAGGAAGAGGAAGGUGUGGAGGUGGAGAGUUUUGAGAUUACUGACUGGGAUUUAGCCAAUGAGUUCAACCCAGACCGUCGCAAAUUCAGGCAGAGCAAGGAGCAGGCCACAUAUGGCAUCUGGGCCGAGAAGGAUUCUGAUGAAGAUGAAAGGCCCAGCUUUGGUGGCAAGAAAUCCAAAGACUACACUGUACCUGUGAGCUUUGUGAGUGGUGGUUUGCGUAAGAGUGCUGCUGAAGAGAAAGAGCGGGAAAAAGAAGGCAGCUCUGACGACUCUGAUGAUGAUACUUCUGCAAAACUCCCCCCUUCACGCGUGACUGCACCCAAAAAACUCCAGAUGGGUAAUUUCUGUGGAAAUCAGUCUAAGAGGUUUGCAGGUGGAAUACAGUCUGGACAAGGAAUUGGUAACUGGGAGAAACACACCAAAGGAAUUGGACAGAAACUUCUGCAGAAGAUGGGUUACCAGCCAGGGAAAGGCUUGGGGAAGAAUGCUCAAGGUAUCAUAAACCCCAUUGAGGCAAAGAUCCGUAAGGGAAAAGGAGCGGUUGGUGCUUAUGGCAAUGAAAGAACCCAGCAGAGUCUUCAGGACUUUCCUGUAGUUGACUCAGAGGAAGAAGAGGAGAAGGAAUUUCAGAAGGAACUUGGCCAGUGGCGUAAGGAUCCAGCUGGGCCUGCAGGAAAAAAGAAGCCCAAGUACUCUUACAGAACAGCAGAUGAGUUGAAGGCUAAAGGUAAAAUAGUGAGUCGGAGCACAUCUGCAACUGCAGGAGAGCUGGCACAGGUCAAGGUAAUAGAUAUGACUGGAAGAGAGCAGAAGGUAUACUACAGUUAUAGUCAGAUGUCUCACAAACACAGUGUUCCCGAUGAAGCUCCACCAAGCUUGGCUUCACAGGAUCAAAAGGUAUCUGGCUUUGCUCUCCCCGAACUUGAGCAUAAUCUGCAGCUUCUGAUAGACCUGACAGAACAAGACAUAUUACAGUCUGCCAGACGUUUGCAGCAUGAAAAAGACGUGGUUGUUUCUCUGAGCCAUGAGUCAAAAGCUUUGCAGAGCAGACUGGAGUCAGAGCAAGAAUCCAUCCGAAGAAUGGAAGCUGUCUUAGCAUUAGUGGAGCGUUUUCCUUCUGAAGAGACGGCACCGGGAGAGGGCCCGACCCUACAGGAGUGUGCCCAGAUCUUUGAGACAUUACAAACCGAUUAUUAUGAGGAAUACAAGAUGAUGGGAUUGGCAGAUUUGGCUGUGGCUGUCAUUCAUCCAUUGCUUAAAGAGAAACUCUCCUCCUGGGACCCUGUGAAGGACAGUUCUUAUUGUCUGGAGGAUAUCGGUCUGUGGAGAGCAAUCCUUGAAUCCAGAGACAUGCAUCCCAGUGGUCCACAUUCAAACAUGGAUCCUUACCACAGACUAUUAUGGGAGGUGUGGAUCCCAGUGAUGCGGUCUUGUGUGUCAGGCUGGCAGCCUCGGAUGGUUGGACCAAUGGUGGACUGUAUGGAGAUGUGGGUUCCUCUUCUGCCCCCGUGGAUCGUGGAUCACCUGCUGGAGCAGAUGAUCUUACCCCGAUUACAAAGAGAGGUGGAUAGCUGGAACCCUCUAACUGACACUGUGCCUAUUCACUCCUGGAUCCAUCCUUGGCUGCCUCUGCUUCAGUCACGCCUUGAGCCUCUUUACCCUCCAAUUAGGAGCAAGCUGUCCAACGCUUUGCAGCGUUGGCAUCCCAGCGAUGCCUCAGCCCGCCUCAUCCUUCAGCCGUGGAAAAAUGUUUUCACAGCAGGUGCAUGGGAGGCCUUCAUGGUUAAAAACAUCAUUCCCAAACUAGCGUUGUGCCUGGAAGAACUGGUUAUCAACCCCCACCAGCAGCAGAUGGAGCCAUUUCACUGGGUGAUGGACUGGGAGGGCAUGCUGUCCCUCUCCAGCCUGGUGUCUCUGCUGGAGAAGAACUUUUUUGCAAAAUGGUUGCAGGUUCUGUGUUCAUGGCUGAGCAACAGUCCAAAUUAUGAGGAAAUCACCAAAUGGUACCUCGGGUGGAAAAGCAUGUUUAGUGACCUCUUGUUGGCACAGGCUCUCAUUAAAGAGAAAUUCAAUGAAGCUUUGGACAUCAUGAACCGUGCAGUGUCUUCUGGCAUGGGUGGUUAUAUGCAACCUGGUGCAAGAGAGAAUAUUGCAUAUCUCACCCAGACCGAAAGACGAAAAGACUUCCAGUAUGAAGCUCUGCAGGAGCGCAGGGAUGCUGAGAGCGUGGCUCACCGGGGCAUCAGUGCUGGUGUGCCAACUAACUUCAAAGAUCUUAUUCAAACCAAGGCAGAGGAGAACAACAUUGUCUUCAUGCCUUUAGUGGGAAAACGGCAUGAGGGGAAACAGCUGUACACAUUUGGGCGUAUUGUUAUCUUCAUAGACAGGGGUGUUGUGUUUGUGCAAGGAGAGAAGACCUGGGUUCCCACAUCUUUGCAAAGCCUGAUCGACAUGGCAAAGUGAGCUCAGACACACUCAUCAUUUAGUCUGCUAAGUCUGAAAAGAGUAGCAGAACUGUUUUAUGUAUUAAGAGGAUUUCAGUAUAAUUUGUACAAGUCUGUAAAUUUGAAACACUGUCAAACUGUGAAUAAACACUUAUGUUACUUA